UUUAAUCUUUCUCUUCCUCUCUCAUUCCAGACUGAAGAACUUUAGGUGCCUAGAAUAACUUUGCCAUUUAUUUUUCCGUUACCCCAUGAGUUUAACCCAUUACCUGAAGGAGAACCAGCUAUUCACUACCCAGAAACCCACUGCCACACCACACCAUGAAAGAAGAGAUUUCCGCAGCAGUUCUCUUCAUCUCCAAGUUAAUCAGCCGAAAUGAAAAUGUAAAUGACGAGAGGAUGGCCAAGUUUGAGCAGAGAUUGGGAGAACUGUUGCAGGAACGGUUUAGCAAUCACUGGCACCCCGAGCGUCCCUGGAGAGGUCAAGGUUACAGGUGUUUACGAGUGAAUGAGAAUUCGAGAAAAGAGCCGACGAUAGAACGCGCAGCAAGGGAAAGUGGCUUGAAGUAUGUGGACUUGAAUCUUCCAGUUGAGUUAACCAUAUGGGUUGAUCCUGAGGAAGUGUGUUGUCGGUUUGGAGAACAGAAAGGCUCGUGUUGCACCGUUGCUUCGUUCAGGGAGGGAAAUAAGGAAAAUUACAUUGAGAAGUUUGACUUUUCCCAAAUUGAACGUCCAAAUUCUACUCCAUCGGGCAUGUCCAAGCCAUCGGAAGUACUGAAGGAGAGAACCUUCAAUACCAGCAACAACAUGAGUCCUCCAUCAAGUACCCAAUCCACACCCACCAAGAAGAAAUCCUUUAGUCCAACUCAUACAGGGUUUGGUUUGAAAAACCAGACCUCUCCAGGUAGAAAUAACAUGAUGAAUAACCGUGAUAGAAGACCCUUUGGAAAUCACCAUAAUCAUUAUAGCAACAACCAUCAAAACCACCACAACAGUCACCCCCAGAGUGGAUCGUACUCGCCACCUUUCUUCAAGACGCAAUCAUGGCUUAACCUGAGUCAGACUCCCCCACCACCUCCUCCUCAUCUGCCCCUCUUCAGUUCUACUGGUUUCAUCUACCCUCCUGCAGCACCUCCACACUACACCCAUGCCCACACUGGCCCCCAUUUCCCACGCUCUCCUCCAAACAUGGGUCCCCAGAAAUUCAAGUGGAACAGCGGUAACUUCCCUCGUAAUGACCGGCACCAAUGGUUUGGCCACAGAGCUUUGGCACGGGUGUAAAAUUGAUAUUUUGUCUGCGGGGGGCACUUGGGGCUUUUGAGAAAAUGGUUGUUGGAAUGAGCUUACCUACUGGCUUAGUGAACAUAUCCUUUAUAGAUAUUACCAUGUGAUAGAUAUAGCAUUAUAGAUAUUAUCUUAAUUGUUGACUAAUUCACAGUAGAUCGAUCUCACUAGAAUUAAUUUCUCGAUGUUUUGAGGUAGAUUUUUGCUGAACUGUUAAUUUGGAUGCACCAAAAUAAUGUGCUUUUUCAUCCUUUUUCUUUUUUUUUCUUUCUUUCUUUUAUUUUAUUAUAAUUAUUUUUUUUCUUCCCUCCAAGUGCCCCUUGUGAUAUUACCCAAAACUGAACACAUGAAUAUUUGUAUUAUAUGCAUGUGUCUGUGGAGGGGAGGAAGGCACCUUGAGCAAGUUCAGUACAGAUUUAAAAGAAUUUUGAAAGAAACGACUGGGCUUUUGAGUAUUAAUGACAUUUUUAACUCUUAAAUAAACAGGUGAGGAUUUUUUUUGUAUUUUAGAAAUUUGAGGCUCCGCUAUAGAAGAGUGAUAGUUGAUCUACAAAGUGCAUUUGCAGAGAGUAGUAUACAUUAUAGCUUUAUACCAGGUGGAAUAUAAUCACAGGAGUGGUGCUCUCAGUGUAAGGCUUUAAGUUAGGAAUUCUCUUUUGGAUAAUUUCCAAAAAUUAUACCAAGGCAUGUAAAGAGUUUUAGUUUGGAAAAUGCUCAAGCGUGCCUGCUCAACUGUGAUUCCAUAGUCGGCCGACCCUUGUUACACAGAGUUCAAAGGAAUACGAGUGAGGCAAGACCUUCAUUUACCUUCUCAUAAAGCAGGUACCUGCAGUUUUAGGAAAGGUCCCACAUACACACACAAAAAAAAAAGAAAAGAAAAAAAACCAAUGCAUCAUAGAUUCAGAAGUAAUUUAUUUAAAUAGCACUAUAUACCUCAUUGAGAAUGGACCAGUAUUUUUGGGUAUUAUCCCUGGUAUUAUGAACAAAUAUUGAUAUAAAAAAAAAGAUAAUGAAAAGAUGCCCAGACACAUUCUCAGGAGCUUGUGCACAAAACUGUAGUGAUUUACCUCAACACCUUUACCUUGCUGUUUAUAGCAGAUUGCUUGAUAAGGACAAAUUACUAAUGAACUGGAAAUAUGUUUAUUUUCUGUGUAAUAGUAUGGGCACUUUCAGAGAUUAAGACUACUUUGUCCCCUUUGCAUAAAGUGUCGUAGAUUUCGUCAUAGGUAAUUGUGAUGAUGCAUACUAUGAUUUGCUGUGUCUGUGGGACGUGCAGUAAAUACUCUUAUGAAUUUUUUGCCAUUAUUGCACAUAUUAUCAAAAACUCUAUUGUUUAAGUAUUACAAUUUAUGUAUAUAAAUAGAUAUAUAUAUAAAGUAUAUAUAUAAAGAGAGCAUGAUUGAAAAAUAUGAGAAGAAAAAAAAAAUGUAUGAUCAUAUUUCACACCUCAGUAGUGCUAAUGCUUUUUUCUGCUAGUCUUCUCUUCCUGCCCAACUAUUUUAGUUGAAAAAACAUUCAUGAUUCCCUGUGAAUUCUGAAAUGUUUGUUUUGGUGAAUUGGUGCUUGAUAAUAUUUCCCCCUAGAAAUAUGUAUUGAUUGUCCAGGUUCUUUGCAGCUAAUCACAAUAUCAUUUAUUUAAAAAAAAGGGAAUUAAAAAAAAUAUAUAUUUAUAUAAUGGAUUAGUUUAAUUAUAUUUUAUGUAAUGAUAUUUGAUAAAAGUAGUACUAAUUAAUGUGUUAGGUUCUGUGCAAGAGAGAGAAAGAAACAUUGAACAUUACGUUGUUCACUUUAUGUUGAUUUGGUAGAUUAGUAUUUUUCAUUACCAUUUCCGACAACCAAAGUUAUGAAACUGACAAAAAAAUAUUCUGUAUUACACUGACACACAUUCAUGCUCACACACACAUAAAUGCAUACAUUCUCAAGUUUUUACUUAGCUGUUGAGGUUUUAUGCUUAUAAAUUUAUUGAAGAACAGGAACUUUUAUUUAUAUUUUGUAUAGGACCCUCUGGUAUUAGAAUAUAAAAAUUAACAGAUAUAUUUAUUGUAUUUCAUUGUUGUAAGGAAACGUUGCUCAGAAUGUAAGCUUAGUCCAGUAAACCUUUCACCUGAGGAAAACCAUUAACAAACAUUUCCCGUCCAUUCAUUCUAGUGGUUCUCAUGGGCUUAGGCUUAGAAUAUUACUUAAGCGCAUAGUCUUGUAAAUUCCCUCAACCCUCCUGACCCCUUAAGAAAUCCUUAGACCCUUUUCCCCACAGACCCUCACGGAAUUCUCUGUUAAGCCUUGCCCUACAAGUGCCAUAUGGAUGAUCUUGCUUACAAAGGUGGUGUGACAUGAGUUCUAACUGUUAAGUGUCGUCAAAGCACAAAUUUUUCAUAAUUUUUGUUGUUGAGAAUUGUUAUUGAUGAAUAGGUCUCUCAACAUAUUGUGGAAAAUGUACAAUAGUUCUCCCCUUUUCCCCCCUGAAGGUAUUUGUAAUUAUCAUUGCAUUGUAUAUGUAAAUGGUAGUUUGAUAAGGUACCACACUUUCUCACUGAGCAGUUAAUAUUAUUCACAAUAUCCAGAUUUAUGGUAUUCGAGGUAUUGAAUUAUUGUAUUACACAUUUGUAAGGAAAGUAAGAAAUAACAUAUUUUCUCCCCCCCCCCCUCCCUUUAAAAGAAUUUUGCAUUGUUAUUGAUAGAGGAUUGAAUAGUAGGUUUCAAGUAUUUAUUCUUUUUUGCCUAUGCUUGAUAAUGCACAACAUAGAUGUAUAAUGUAUUUCAAAUUGCAACUUUUUUUGUUUUCAUUUUUUUCCAAAAUAAUUUUACAAUCCCAUGUGAUGAUGUGCAUUUUGAGGCUUCAUCAGUAUAUUGAUAUGUGUUCUGUCUGCGUAGUUAGAAGGGCCUCCCGUUUUCCAUUGGGACCUGCACCUCGCAUCCCAAGCCUUUAGGGUGACGUGGGUGCUGCGAGAAUUGAUUAUGGUAAGGGUUGGGUUAUUCUAGUGGAAUGUUGUAGACCCUAUGUUUAGUUAGGAAAUUUAAUCGGUGGAUAGUAAUACAUAAACUUUGAAAAAAAUAUUUUUGAAGGUUGUGUAAAGGAAUAAUUCUAGCAAAAAUAUCAUUUUAAUAUUACCCAUAGUGAUACUUACAAAUAGACAUCUUUGUGGUAGAACUCGACAUUUUCUUGGAUUUUGGCAAAUAAUUGUGUUAACUUUUACCUCUCAUAAGAUGUAAUCUAAAACAGAAAGUAAUAUUACAAAUAGUACAAAGUACAACUUAUUUAUUGAAUUCCAAGGAAGAUGAACGAGAUUCUUCUUGAACCCUUUUUCAAGCUGUAGACCUGAACAUAGAUAAGACUAACAUAGUAUUAAACAUCAAUAUGAAGCUUGACAUGGGAAUGAUAAUGUCCACAGUUGUUUCUCUACAGUUAAUAUGUUGUUGAAUUUCAGUAUUUUAUUUGGUUCAAGAUAGAAUGUACUAAUAUUAUAUAGUUAGUCAUAAAAUUGCUAUUAUGAAAGGAAUAGUGUGUAAACUUUAUCCUUUAAUCUUUUCAAGGCUGCAUAGGUAUGUCUGUAAUGCAAAAUUUGUAUCAGUAUCUAAGCCUGCAGUAACUGCCUGUUACAGUUCUUGCAAAAGUGGCACAUACCUCUAAUGUCAUGUUGUGGUGCUCGAGUUAGAGGUGUUGUUCUGCUUGUACUCAUCUUAAUCUCCAGACAUUAGGUAUAGUGCUUCGUGUUUUGAUUUCUGUAUUUUACCAUGUAAUAUGAAUGGUAAUGGCUAUUAUUUCAAUUUCUUAAGUGAUUGCAUCUCUGUCCUGUGUAAUUGCUCUGAUUACCAAGUCACUCUCCUAACAUAUUGGCUUUUUGAUGAAGAGGUACGUUUUGCUCAAAAGUGUUCCUUGAUGUUUGGUCUUGAAAUAUUUGUAUAUUACUCUGGUCACAAGUUGCAUGCCAAAAUAUUUGAUCAUAUAUCUUUAUUUACCAACUAAUAAGUGGAUCUUUGUUUAGAAAAGAGUGCCUGUUUUGUUGAUUUGGUUUGGCAAAGUGAUUUACUUUAAGUGUAUGUGAUAGUUUUUACCAAGAGCAAAACAAACAGAAGGAGUUGGCCUUGUAAACUCCUGGGGGUCGCCUAGUGUGACCGCCUGUCAGUGUAGUUUACUAACAUGUACUAACAGAUGCAGGUUGUUUGCUGAUUUGCCAGUACUAACGGUUACUAACAUGAAUUUAUCUCAAAUUUCUCUGUUGAAUGUGUGUGUAAGUGUGUGCUUAGUUAGACAUCAGAUUCAAAUUUUGAUUGUGGAUUGUAAAAGUUAGCUAUGAAUUAUUGAUUUCAUUCUUUUGUACCUGUUUUGAAAAUGACUAGAAUUAUAGGGACCAAGGUGAUCCAUUCUCUGGUAAUCAGAGGCGAGUUUGCUUGCUGUUAAACAGUGGAGAUAAUUCAUCCUUACCAGUAAUCACCUGAUAUGAAUAAUGGCAAAUAGCGAGUGUUUUUUUUUUUUUUUUUUUUUUUUUUCUCUCUGUUGGUGGAUUAAAAAAAUUGUGAAUAGGAAUAAGAAGCUUUUGUUUUGCUCUUGGGCUAAUUCCUUCCAUCCAGUAUUUUGAAAUUGUUUAAUUUGGGCAGUUUUGUUCUGUCUUGAGGCUUUUUGUAGUAACAUGCAUAUCUUUUCUGGUGAAGGUCCAAAUGAUAAACAUGUUUACAUGUUUUGGAGGCUUACGUAUGAGUAAUACUUAUGUACCAGGAUGUACGAGUAAUAACAUAGUUAUUAUUGGUAUGGCAUUGUACCUGUAAGACAAUUUAUGCUUUACAGUGUUUUGGUGUUUCUUUUUUGUAGGUUUUCUUUAAGACUUGUGCCAGAAGCUACAGCAUUUCCUUUUCUUUGUUUUAUUUAUAUCUUUAUUCUUAUUUCUUUUCUAUUUCUUUUGAGGUAAUUGCAAUAUUCUUUGGUUAAAUGCUUUGCACUUUUAUGAUUCUUUUUUCAUCCAGAUAAAAUGUGAUCAAGUUCCUUAGUUAUAUUUUUUCCAGAUUUAUACUAGGUAUUAAAGUCAAAGUCAAGCUAAAAAGUAACAUUUAUGAAUUGGGUGCUAGAAAAAAAGUUUGUUGAAGGCAGAAAAGCUGUUCUCCAUAGCAUUUAGUGUUGUAACAAAAACUUCAUGCAACUCUUGAGUUCACCUGAUGUAUUAAGAUAUGUGAAGUAUCCAGUAGCUGUUAACAUGACAGGUAGGAAGCUGAUAGGACUUCAAUAUAAUCUUCCUAAAUUCAUAGAUAUGUUGUUUCCUCAAAGGUAUUACCAAUUUUAUUUGACUUGUUUACCAUAUUUAACUAUAUGUUCAUGUUUUCAUUGUGAACACAAGUGUUCUCAGUCCAAUCCAGCCUCUCUUAAUGUUGUAUUAUUUCUUUGAAAACAAUAAUGUACAGUUAUUUCUUCUUUAAAUAGAGAAUAGGUCAUUGUUUACCUUUUUAUGGUUUUCAGUUUUGCUGUUUUUUUUUUUUUUCUUGUGUAUAUUCAGUUGAAUGAUUUGUAAUAAUUUGAAAACAAAAAAGUUGAGCAUCUCUUUGAAACAUUCCAUAAUGAGGGUUGUACUAUCCUAUAUGUAGAUGCUAUUUUUAACUGAAUGAAUGAAAUGUAUAUAGGUUUAUUUCUUAAAGAAAUUGUGUGUAUAUACUGAAGUUAUUUUUUCAUAUUUUUCUGUGGCUCAUAAUGUGUGCUGAAAGAGGUAAUUUCAGGGGCACAUGGCUUAUUUUCGACAACAUUAACUUGAAUUGUUAUAUUUGUAGAUGACGGAAAACUAUUUAAUGGUACCAACCCCUGUAGUGCUGUUGUUUUAACUCUAGUCAAAAGUUCUGCUCGUGGUGCAGAGUUCUCUUUUUGUUAAUCACUUUUAAGAGGCUGGUAUGCCUACAUUGUAAGGGUAUUUAAUGAAUUUCUGAAGAUAAUAUACCAAGUUGGUGGAUAACAAUUUUGUGUUAAUAUCUGAGGACCUGUUAUGUUUUGAAUGUUGAUUUUUCAUAAUUUAACUAGGAAGUCUUUUUUUUUACAUUAGUAUUUAACGCAAACUUAUAAAUUACUUAUAUUUUUAUUUAGAGGGGUGCAAUGUUGACUUGUUAGAUCCUUAUUGUCAAAUGAAUGGAUGCUGAAGAAUAUUUCUCUAUUCACUGAUUUAGAUCAGGUGAACUCGUGAGUUAAUGAUAUGGUUAGUAAUAACUGCUGCAAACUGUGACAUUGAUCAAUAGAAAUAUAUUCCAAAAGGAGAUUAAUUGUGCAGCAUUUGAGACAGAACGAAAUUACUGAAAUAUGAUGAUAAAACCUCAAAAGGUUAUCAAAGAUUGGGGCCACAAUCUUGAGACUUUGCAGGUAUGCUGUAGACUUCUUCUUGCUCCCUCUUCAGAAGUUAAUGUUAUUAUUGAUGUAAUAAAGGAAUGUAUUUUAGGUAAAUAGCAAAUUUUAUUAUAUUCUCAGAAAAUUUUAAUUGUACAGUUUUUAUUGCAUUGCAAAA
This is a messenger RNA of Penaeus vannamei (Pacific white shrimp), 7588 nucleotides long. RefSeq names its product protein BTG4. The record is from RefSeq and is a predicted model, not a curated record. Gene Ontology annotation, biological process: negative regulation of cell population proliferation; negative regulation of mitotic cell cycle. Gene Ontology annotation, cellular component: cytoplasm; nucleus. NCBI's taxonomy places the organism in Eukaryota, Metazoa, Arthropoda, Malacostraca, Decapoda, Penaeidae.